AUGCGCAAGCCAAACAAGCUCGGCAAUAUCGAGCUUUCGGAUGGUUGGUCGUUCGUGACCCGCUCAAAGGGUGGGCGCCCUAGAAAAGACAAGACUCCAUCAAGUCAUGAGGCAUCAGGACCAGACCUGCCAGCGUUAGCGGCAGAUGUUUCGCGUAUUACUGAAGAAAUAGAGAGGAAUCUCUCAAAAUUCGAAGAUUCAUCAUGCGCGGCGGCAUUGGAUACAGUUGUGGCGUCUUCUCAGCCGGGAAGCAUGGAGACUGCGCUCUGCCUUGGCCUUGGGAGUCUUGGUCCAGAGCCCACAAUGGCCACCAGACGCUCAAUGACACAGUUCACCGUCUUCCUCUGGCUUCUCAAACAUCUCUUCACCACUGGUGUCGACAACGAUGUGAGGAUCCUGGCAGUCGACCCAUCCUUUACAAGCACGGACAAAGCUGUACUAGAACAUUUUGGGGUUGCUACUGCUGCAAAGGCACUGCACAAUCAAUUCACUCCAAAGGAUUGCUUUUUUUUCGCACCUUAUCUACCUUGGCCUGUGUUAACCCUUGACUACCUUUCUCGAAACACAGAGAGACCAAAAGUAAUUGUAUGUCAGGACUUGAAAUCCGUACGGGAGAACCUUGAGUUGCGAAGGCUGGAGAUGGCAAGCGAAAGAGCUGUUAUUAAUAUAUACGGGAGAGAUUGUACCCGGAAAGACGUGGAUCUGGCCAUUGAUGUGUGUCAAGAAAUGGUCGAGAAGUUCAACACCACUGCCUUUCCACCUUAUGACAAUUUCGCAGAGGCAUUCCAAAAUUUGGCAAUCUACAUGACAAUGAAAACUGAAGAAGCCGAAUGA
Verruconis gallopava is the source of this 834-nucleotide messenger RNA. RefSeq lists its product as uncharacterized. Bases 1 to 834 code for a protein of 277 amino acids. The transcript has a single exon. The record is from RefSeq and is a predicted model, not a curated record. NCBI's taxonomy places the organism in Eukaryota, Fungi, Ascomycota, Dothideomycetes, Venturiales, Sympoventuriaceae.